CGCCGUAGCUCGCCGACAUAUUGUUUGUGAGGAGCAAAUUCUCGGAGAGGCAAGAGCGUUGAGAUUUCAGCUUUGGUAUUACCAGUGCGUAUAUCAGUAAAGAAAUCACGAUGGAGCCCUCAGCGAGUCCUGCGAAGGAUAAUUUCAGGAUGAACCGCUACAAGAACAAAGCACUCAACCUGGAGGAGAUGCGUCGGAGGAGAGAGGAGGAAGGGAUUCAGUUGAGGAAACAGAAACGAGAGCAACAGCUAUUUAAGAGGAGAAACGUGGAGCUACUUGGUGAAGAAGGGGGAAUGAUUGACAGUCCUCUCAUGGACUCCGAUGUCACUUCCACCACAGCUGGAGAUGGAGUAAUUACAAGGGAUAUGGUUGAAAUGCUUUUCUCAGAAGAUCCUGAAAUGCAGCUGGUCACAACACAAAGGUUCAGAAAACUGCUUUCGAAAGAACCUAAUCCACCUAUUGAUGAAGUGAUCGGCACACCAGGUGUUGUGAACAGAUUUGUCGAGUUCCUUCAGAAAAGUACCAAUUGCACAUUACAGUUCGAGGCUGCUUGGGCACUGACCAACAUCGCAUCCGGAACAUCUCAGCAGACAAAGUUCGUUAUCGAGGCCGGUGCUGUACCCGUGUUUAUCGAGCUCCUCGACUCUGAGUUUGAAGAUGUUCAGGAACAGGCUGUUUGGGCUUUAGGAAACAUUGCCGGAGACAGUGCUGUGUGCAGAGAUUAUGUGUUAAACUGUAAUAUCCUUCCACCUCUGCUAAUGCUGCUGACCAGAUCCACUCGUCUCACAAUGACUAGGAAUGCUGUGUGGGCAUUGUCCAACCUCUGCAGAGGCAAGAGUCCAGCUCCAGACUUUGAGAAGGUGUCCCCGUGCUUGCCUGUGCUGUCCCGUCUGUUGUUCAGCAGCGACCCAGACCUGCUGGCUGAUGCUUGUUGGGCUUUGUCCUAUCUCUCAGAUGGACCUAAUGAAAAAAUCCAGGCAGUUAUUGAUUCAGGAGUUUGCAGGAGGCUGGUGGAACUACUUAUGCACUCAGAUUACAAGGUGGCCUCUCCCGCUCUGAGGGCUGUUGGAAACAUUGUGACAGGAGAUGAUAUUCAGACCCAGGUGGUGUUGAACUGCUCGGCUCUCCCUUGCCUGCUUCACCUGCUCAGCAGUGCCAAGGAGUCCAUCAGAAAAGAGGCCUGCUGGACCAUCUCCAACAUCACAGCAGGAAACCGAGGCCAGAUUCAGGCGGUAAUAGAUGCAAACAUCUUCCCUGUACUGAUAGAGAUCCUACAGAAAGCAGAGUUCCGCACCAGGAAGGAGGCAGCGUGGGCGAUCACUAAUGCCACGUCAGGUGGCACGCCCGAGCAGAUCAGGUAUCUGGUAAAUUUGGGCUGCAUUAAGCCUCUUUGUGAUCUCCUGACGGUCAUGGACUCUAAAAUCGUGCUGGUGUCUCUGAAUGGUCUGGAGAACAUCCUCAGACUGGGCGAACAGGAGGCCAAACAGAACGGCAGCGGCCUCAACCCGUACUGCAGUCUCAUCGAGGAGGCCUACGGGUUGGACAAAAUUGAGUUCUUACAGAGUCACGAGAAUCAGGAGAUUUACCAGAAAGCCUUCGACCUCAUUGAGCACUAUUUUGGAGUCGAGGAGGAAGAUGUCAAUCUGGCUCCACAGGUGGACGAGAACCAACAGCAGUUCCUGUUUCCACAGCAGGAAGCUCCCAUGGAGGGCUUCCAGCUAUAACCCCCCAUCAGACUCCUCCAAACCACCCCCUGACCUUUCCCUGCACUCCGUAUCGGUCCUGAAACGCAUGGCGCAACGGUUGACAUCCAAGCUAAUGAAAUCGCGACGCAGACUGAUUUAUGUACACUGAGGUGUUUCACGCAGAGGAACUGCCUCCUCACACCCAGCUUCAUGAGCUGGAUUUUAUUUUCCUUUUUCUUUCCCAACUCAAUGAUGCAGCUAAAUAACCAUCCCCUCAGGUAGAAUACGCGGCGCUGUGUCUUUUAUUUUUAGGAGAAGUAUGCUUCGGUUUUUCUGAAAGAUAAGACAGUUGUUUAGUCAUCCAAUCAAAAUCUGAAAAUCAUUUGUUCUUUUGAUCCUUUGAUCCUGGUUUGGUUCAUUUGAUUCUGGUUUCAUCAGUUUUGAGUUGUAGAAUUCAUUCUUUUUGUUCACUAUUCAUAUCUUGGUGAUUAAACAGGCCUGGUUUUGUUUGAUAUACAUGCUUAUGCUUUAUGGACGAAACUCUACGGUUGUUGUUGUUUUUGGUUGAGGAGUCGGACUCUUCAAAGGUUUUCUCAUGCGGUUUCAUUUCGCUUAUUUGUAUUCAUUGACAAAAUAAUUUCAGACCAUGUAGGGAAUCUUUUUGACGUGGUGGUGGGUUGUUGAAAUAAUCCAGGUGUUUAGUACAGUAAUGUCCUAACAUUAAGGCUCAACGUUUGGUGCGGUGAUUUAAAGGGAUAGUUCACCCAAAAAUUAAAUUUAUUUUAACAUUCACCCUCAUGUCAUUCCAAACUUGUAUGAGUUUCUUCUGCAGAACACAAAAAGAUAUUUUGAAGAAAGACACUCUACGCAAUUGACUUCCAUUGUAUGGACACCAAACCAUUUUUGAGACAGUGUCUUCUUUUGUGUUCCAUGGGAGAGAAAAAAUCAUACAGGUUUUGAAUAACAAAAGGGUGACAGAAUUUUUAUUUUUGGGUGAACAAUCCCUUUAACUAAUGAAUUAAUUUGGGUGAAUUAAUCCCUAUGUAGUGAAGAUAAUGCCCGGUUUUCUACCAGCAGAGGUGAAAUAUCUAGUUGUAGAAUGUUCGUGGUGUGCAGUGUUAUAAAUAAGUAUUCUUUUGAUCUAAAGGCUUUAAUUUUGAAAUGCGAUCUGGGGAAAUAAGCACAUAUCUGAGGGCCGAGAGCUGCACACGAUGGUCUUAAUUCUGCUCUUGGACUUUUUUCUCUCAUUAUCGUCAUUUGUUGGAGCACAUUGCUAUCGGUGGGGGGUUCUGGUAGUGUCAGCUGGUUGUUCAGCCCUCGGUAUGUGCAUGUUAGGGUUUUGCAUGGUGUUCUGUUGGUGUCCCUUGCCAUAUCUUUUGCUCAAAUUCAACAGUAAGCUGGAUCUCAUUUGCCAUUAACCAUUUAGUCAAGUAGUUCUGGAUUCUGUCGUUUUGCAGGUGCUGUAGGUAUGGCAAGGAAUACAUAUUUAAAUAAUAAGAAAUUAUAUGGGCAACAAAAUUAUAUAUAAAAGUUAUAUUUGCACACACGUUGUACACACAAAACCAGCAUACACUUCAUGAACAUGUACACGUACAGAGCAUAACGGCAAGAGCAAAAUGACUUUCGUAAUCUUCUUACAUUUGCAACUUUCAUACACCGAAAUGUUCAUGUUAGCUUGUUCUACCUUUUGGCACUUUGAGUUCAUGCACUAAAAGCCUAAAUUUAAAAGUUAAAAUGUCUGGAUUAAUUUCCCUGAGGAAAGGCUUGAUGCGGGACUGAAUAAUGACUGAGUUUUAAAAAGAGGGUGAGAGAAGUUUAAAUAUUAACCUCCCUCUCCAUAUAAAACUUGUAGUCUCUGAGGAAAUUUUAAACUGUGAGUAAACUUCAAAUGGAAUUAUGGAGUCAUUUUCCCUCUUCCUCCACAAUACACCGACUGAAAGGUGCUUCUCUGAGUAAGUGGGUGGGGCUUAUUUAAAAUGGGAGGGGCCUGCAUCCCCGAGAACAUAGUGAGACUAUUACUGACGGGUGAUGCGUGAGGAUGUGUAGAAAACGCUGUUCUGGCAGCCGGCACAUGUUCUUCAGAGGAGUGAGUUUCUGGUUUUGGUGCAGGUCUUUGUACUAGAAGUAUUUUUUUUCUUUGUAAAAUGUGGUUCCUCAUCAGUACUUCGAGAACCUUUUCGAAAUUGUAAGCGUUUUGAAAAUACCUCUCCACGAUCUGAUGUGUACUUUAACAGCAGUAUCAAGAUGUUCUCUAUACAGGGUUCUGUUUCUGUUCAUGCCCAAGUUCUGUGAUUUACUAGAUGACGUUCGUUGCGUUUACAGGAAAUCCAUCUCAGAACAAGGAUGCCACAGUCCGGCUUUGCUCACACCAGAGAAACAGGAAAAAUAAGACUGAGGAGAAACAGAACUAUGCUCUAAAAACUAAAAAAUCUAUAUAGUGGUCUACAAGACCACUGGGUGGGUUCAUAUCAAGUUCAAAAGCAAAGAAAUUAACUCUUAACGGAAAUGCACUCCUAUUCACAAAAGUGCCAAUCAGACCAACAAAGACAAGAGGCUGAUGCGUAUCGAUCUGUCUUUGAUUUUUUUCUUUUUUUAUUUACUUGAAUGUGCACAUGUUUUGUGCAAAUAUUGCUGCUCUGGUUUCUUGUCUUAUAAAUUAGAGGUUACGUUGUAUGCCACAGUUUCACUAAAGAUGUAACGACGGUCUGCUAUUUGUACACCAAAUUGGUAAAGUCAAGAUAAAGGUAUGAUGAUAACAAUGCCUCAUUUAUUGUGCUGGACUAAUUCAUACUUUUAACAAGUCCAAUGCAACAUUGAAAUGUUGUUUCCGUGUGUACCGCUUGCUUAACAUAUGUUCUCUUUUGAAAAUAGUUCUGUUGGUACAGAGGAACUGAGGAUGCAUAUGAUUGAAGGAAGAGCUCCAUAGUUUUUGUGUAUGUGGAUCUUUACGCUCCCCUUUAUGAGCGGUCUAGCUCACCAUGUAGACCCAGCUAUGCUGUGUUCCAAGUCUGGCUCCCCUCUGUGUAUAAACGUAGCACAACAACAAUCGAAUCUGUUCAGGCCUUUUUGCAGACCUUUUGCUCUCAAAGCCAACUUUGACACAAAUCUGGGUGUCAUACAAUCUGUGUACCUCUGUGACUUACAUUUAAACUAGAAAUUGAUGGAUUACAUUGCUACAUUGGCACAAUUUAAAGUGGCAGUCCUAGCACUGUUCUUUACUCAUUGAAAAUAACUUCUGAGAAGUGCAGAACACGACAUAUUUACAAAAAGGCCACAAACAAGUUGAAUUGGGUCUUUAUGGUCUUCCGUCCUAGAUCUUGUAGAUGUUGAAUUCUUGAGACUUUUUGUCUCUUCCAAAUCUAAAGCCAAUGCGUAAUGAUUGGCUGUGUCUAGUAAUGCUGACUCACCUGUUUACAAGGCUACAUGUUUGUUGAGUACUUUUCAUACAUUACUUGCCCAGGUGGAUAUUGUAUCCUGGUUUGGUAAUUUUGUUCCUUGUAAAUGUAUUUAUAUUUAAAUCUUUUUUCCGCCUCUACCUACAAUCGCCCAACUUAUACUGUGACUGACUUGACUUUACCUUACCGACGAUAUGAAUGGUGAUGGACAUACAAACGGAACAUGUCACACAAACAUAUACAUUAACAAUUCUGAACAAAUGUUGACGAAUUUUUUGUCCAGAUACAAAUAAAAAGAUUGAAAAAUGUA
This is a messenger RNA of Triplophysa rosa, 5390 nucleotides long. RefSeq names its product karyopherin alpha 6 (importin alpha 7) (gene kpna6). The record is from RefSeq and is a predicted model, not a curated record. The transcript has 14 exons. Lineage: Eukaryota; Metazoa; Chordata; Actinopteri; Cypriniformes; Nemacheilidae. Gene Ontology annotation, biological process: NLS-bearing protein import into nucleus. Gene Ontology annotation, cellular component: cytoplasm; nucleus; nucleoplasm. Gene Ontology annotation, molecular function: protein binding; nuclear import signal receptor activity. The coding region runs from base 111 to 1724 and encodes 537 amino acids.